This is a messenger RNA of Pedinophyceae sp. YPF-701, 1005 nucleotides long. NCBI's taxonomy places the organism in Eukaryota, Viridiplantae, Chlorophyta, Pedinophyceae. The record is from the annotation of a GenBank genome assembly.
AUGUCGUCGACUCGUUUCAGCGCGCCCGUUGCCGGCUUCCGUGGGCACGCGCCUCGGCGGGCGGCGGUGCGCUCUGUGGCCACCAGUGCCUCCUCGCGCCGGCCACACCCGCGAAACGUCGCAGGAUCCCUUUUCGUCGACGAGACGUGCAUCGACUGCGACACCUGUAGGUGGAUGUCGCCUGACUUGUUUCGGCGCGAGGAGAGCCAGAGCGUCGUGUACCGACAGCCGGACGGUCAGGCGCAGGAGAUCGAGGCCAUGAAGGCGGUGCUGAGCUGUCCGACCCACUCGAUCCACUUCGAGGGCAGCUCGAAGGACGUCCUGCACCGGGCGCACGAGGGUCUGCCGAGCCCAGUCGAGGGCGCGGAGGGGGUGUAUCACUGCGGGUGGCACUCGGAGAAGUCGUACGGGGCGGCGUCCUACCUGGUGGUCAGACGCGAGGGCAACGUGCUGAUCGACUCCCCUCGCUAUAAUCCCAUCCUUGCGAAGAGCAUCGAGCGUCUGGGAGGAGUCAAGCACAUGUUUCUGACCCACCAGGACGACGUAGCGGACCACGACAAGUGGGCUGCGCACUUCGGCUGUUCGCGCAUCUUGCACGAGGCGGACGUGCGCGGGUCGACCGCGGCGGUCGAGGUGCAGCUCCGCGGCGACGGGCCGUGGGACCUGGAGGGCAACGCGCUGCCUGCGGACACCGACGCGGACGUGCAGUUGAUCUUCACGCCUGGGCACACGCGCGGCUGUGUGUGCCUGCUGCACGCCCCGUCCGCGUCGCUGUUCACGGGGGAUCACCUGGCGUUCAGCGCGCGCCUGGGGCGGCUGAGCACGUUCCGGCGGUACAACUGGUUCGACGUGGAGCUGCAGGCGCAGAGUGCGGCGAAGCUGGCGGACGUGCCGUUCCUGAACCUGCUGCCGGGGCACGGGCGGCAGCACAGGUUUGCUGAUGCGGGGGAGCGCAAGCGUAUGAUCGCGGCCGCGCUCGAGGAGGAGGCGGCGGGGGUGUAUUGA